AUGAUCCUUCAUGCAAGGAAGCGAGCCCAGGAAAUCACUAAUAUCAAGGCUUCUCCCACAGCACAUCAUCUCCUUACAGAAAUAGAGCAGUUCCUAGUACCACUGACACAUGACACAACAGGGCAAACAUUCCAAGAGGUGGUCCAGAUGUGGGAGCUAGACUGGUCAAGAAUGAAUGUCAGUAAUGCUCAAUGUGAGGACUGGAUAAAGCCAAGCCUGCUAGACACAAUUCCAUAUCAGGAAAUACUAACCAUAGUUUAUGCCACUAUGGAAAUUAAUGCUGAUUAUUCCCUACUGCCAAAUGUCACACUGGGCUUCAGGAUUCUGGACUCCUGUUACUCUAAGGCACUUGCUGUUGAAUGUGCUUUACGUUUAAUGUCAGAGGUACAAAUAGUUCCCAACUACAGCUGUGGGAAACAAAGGAAGAUGUCAGCAAUAAUUGGAGAAUCCUUCUCUUCAACAACUUUGCCAGUUGCAAGAUUAUUGGGCCUAUAUGGAUUAUCACAGGUAAGCCAUUCCGCUGUACUCCCAAUACUUAGUGACAAGAACCAGUUCCCAUCAUUCCUUCGUACUGUAAUGAAUGGCUAUUCUCAGCCUCUUGGCCUUGUGGAAUUAAUUAAGUUGUUUGACUGGACCUGGAUAGGAAUUAUUUAUGCAGAUAAAGAUUUCAGUGUGCAAGCAAGUCAGCAACUUAAGGAAGCAUUUAUUGAGGCUCAUGCCUGUGUGGCAUUUAAUGAGGUUCUUCCAACAGAACACAGUAGAAAGGCAGUUCUCUCCCUUGUAGAAAAAAUUGUAAAAUCAUCAGCAACUGUAGUUAUAAUUUAUGCUUAUGGACCUCAAGUAGCUCUACUUCUGGAAGAAAUAACUGCACAAAACGUAACAGGGAAAGUCUGGGUUGCUUCUUCAAGCUGGAUUACAGAUUCUGUUGUCUCCAAAAGGGAACUAUGGAAAACACUGCAUGGCACACUAGGAUUUGCAAUGUACAGUGGAGAUAUUCCAGGAUUUAAGGAGUUCCUCUACAGCAUUCAUCCUUUGAAGUACCCCCAUGAUAUUUAUAUGAAGCCAUUUUGGGAGGCUGCUUUCAGCUGCAGAUGGACAGACAGUGAAACUCUUAAGCAAGUGAAAAAAGUAGAAAGUGCUUCUGAGGUGCCAUUCUGCAGUGGAGAUGAGCACGUACAAAUCUUGGACCAGACCAUCUUCCCAGUCGACAAUUUAAGAUUUACCUACACAAUGUUUAAUGCAGUGUACUCCUUGGCGCAUGCAUUGCAUAACUUGCAGACAUGCAGACCUGGUGAAGGACCUUUCAGAAACAACACAUGUGCAGACAGGAACUAUUUUCAGCCAUGGCAGCUUUUGCAUUACGUUAAAAAAGUUCAUUUUGUAAAUAAAGCUGGACAUGAAAUAUAUUUUGAUGUAAAUGGUGAUGCCCCAGUGUUGUAUGAUAUAAUCAAUUGGCAGCUGAGAUCAGAAGAGUCCAUGAAGAGUGUGAAACUUGGAUCUUAUAAAGUGAAUGAUGAUGGGAGUCAGACCCUCAUUAUUAAUAAAAGCACAAUCAUGUGGAGUGCAGGAUAUAUACAGUAUUUCCCACAGACUCCUCAAUCUGUAUGCAGUAGCAGCUGCCCUCCAGGUUACCGGAAAGUUCCACUUCAGGGGAUGCCCAUCUGCUGUUAUGACUGUGUUCAGUGCUCUGAAGGGAAAAUUUCAAAUCAAACAGAUGCUGCAGACUGCAUCAAAUGCUCCGAAGUCUUCUGGUCCAAUGAAGAAAGAAUGGCCUGCAUUUCAAAGCAAGUGGAUUACCUGUCAUACGAAGAUGCUCUGGGUGCUGUAUUAACUGGUGUCAUCAUUUACCUCUCCAUCAUCUCUGCUUCUGUGUUGUUGAUAUUUAUUGUAUAUCGUGACACACCUAUAGUGAGAGCAAAUAACCAGGACCUCAGCUACUUUCUCCUUGUAGCUCUGAUUCUCUGCUUUCUGUGCUCUUUGCUUUUUAUUGGAAAACCAAACAAUUUAAAUUGUAAAGUCAGGCAAUCUGCAUUUGGCAUAACCUUUUCAGUGUGUAUCUCUUCCAUAAUGGCAAAAACUAUCACUGUUGCGGUUGCAUUUGGUGCAACAAGGCCAGGCAGUUUCCAGAAAAGAUGGGUGGGAUCUAAGAUACCAAGUCUUAUCAGCCUGUUUUGUUCUACUCUGCAGAUUUUCAUCUGCUCUGUUUGGCUGGGAAUGUCAUCACCUUAUCCAGUGAAAAAUUUGAAUGUUUACAAGAACAAAAUAAUCCUAGAAUGUAAUGAAGGUUCUAUUACAAUGUUUUAUUGUAUGCUAGGAUACCUUGGACUACUGGCUAUUGUAUGCUUCAUAAUUGCAUUUAUAGUACGAUCACUACCAGACAGAUAUAAUGAAGCUAAGUUCAUUACUUUUAGCAUGUUAAUUUUUAUUAGUGUUUGGUUGUCAUUUAUACCAGCGUAUAUGAGCACCAAAGGGAAAUAUGUAGCUGCUGUGGAGAUAUUUGCAAUUUUGUCAUCAGGAACUGGGUUACUGAGCUGUAUUUUUUUUCCGAAGUGUUACAUCAUGCUUCUAAGACCAGAAUUAAAUACCAAAGUCUCUGCAAAACAGAAAGGACAUUGA
This is a messenger RNA of Protopterus annectens (West African lungfish), 2616 nucleotides long. RefSeq names its product extracellular calcium-sensing receptor-like. The coding region runs from base 1 to 2616 and encodes 871 amino acids. Gene Ontology annotation, molecular function: G protein-coupled receptor activity. The transcript has 6 exons. Lineage: Eukaryota; Metazoa; Chordata; Ceratodontiformes; Protopteridae. The record is from RefSeq and is a predicted model, not a curated record. Gene Ontology annotation, cellular component: membrane. Gene Ontology annotation, biological process: G protein-coupled receptor signaling pathway.